UAUUACAUUUAUUGAGUCAGAAAAUGGACAGCCUCGGAGAUAUCCACACCUAUCGAGUCCAGCUUGAACAGGUUGAUGCGGCCUUAGUAGGGGAACCUGAAAAUGAGGAACUUAUUAAACUAAAGGCAGAUUUGCUGGAUAUUAUAGCCCUGACUGAGGAUUUGAUGGGUUUGUCAAGCAGCAAGAAGUCUAAAGUUAUGAAGGAAGUCGAGGAAGAUACCUUCGCAAUUCCAGUCCAGAAAAAGAAGACGGUUAUGUCGUUGUAUGAUGAUGAUGACGAUGUCGAGGUGAUGCCUUCUACAGCUGUCACAUCAACUGAUCAAGAGCGUGCUACAGUAACUGAAACUAGUGAAACUGAAGCAAAGGUCACAAUUAGUAAUUUCGUGGUGGGCCGGAGAGCAGAAGCACCAAAAGUUGAUAUCAUCGACGAAAAAGAGCGCUUAUAUCGGCAACAGUUACAAGAACUGAAGAUGCUAACCUGUGAUUGGAAGCCAGGUGAUAAGUGUCAAGCUUUAAACUCAGACACCAAUCAGUAUAACGAAGCUGAAGUGUUAGCUAACGGUGAUGGAUAUCUGCAGAUUAAAUACAAUGACGAUGGAGUUGUAGCCAACGUAUUAUUAUCAAAUGUGAGAAAGCACAAGAAAAGGAGAUGGGGUGAAGUCACGAAUGCUCCAACACCUGAAGAGGCUAAGAAGUCAGUUAUAGAAAAAGAGAAGAAGAAGAAGAAGAAACUUAGCAGAAAACAAAGACAGACUGAAAUGGAAAAUGCGAAAGAGCAAGAGAAGAAAAGCUGGCUUUCAUUCAUGAAAGGUAACAAGACAGUAGCGAAAAACUCAACGAAGAAAAGUAUAUUCGCCUCUCCUGAUAACUUCGACGGAAAGAUCGGUAUUGGAACAUGUGGGAUAUCUGGCAAAGGAAUGACUAGUUUUACUGGACCUGACAAGUGGAAGAGAUAGUAGUGACGUCAUCAGCAAGUGACGUCAUCAGCAAGUGACAGCAUCAUAACGACAGAAGUUGACUAUUAAUAACCAUUUUAGAUUGUAAAUAUGACGAGUUGGUCCGGGGUGUGAUUUCUUAAUAACAGUGAUUUACGGAGGCUAGAAGUAUGCACACGUGGAAUGGCACUUUUAAUUCAACCCAGAUCGACCAUUUACCAUUAAAUCAGGCCUUCAAGUGUGCAAUUAUUAUGAACAGAAACGUGUUUCAAUGCUAUUUCCUAUUUGCGUUUACUUUAAUAAAAUAACAGUCGAUUGAUUCAUUGGUACACACUACACACUGUGUACUACACAGUCCUGUCUUCCUGACAUUUAAAUCCAAGGCGAAGUCCGAAGAGAAUAAGAUAUAAUGUGUCUUGAUGUUUAAUUAAAAUCACGGAUUAUAUUUUGUUUAUUUAAAGUUCAAACCAUAUUAUUUGAGGUCUACUAAA
This is a messenger RNA of Bolinopsis microptera, 1426 nucleotides long. RefSeq names its product survival of motor neuron-related-splicing factor 30-like. NCBI's taxonomy places the organism in Eukaryota, Metazoa, Ctenophora, Tentaculata, Lobata, Bolinopsidae. The transcript is spliced from 12 exons. The record is from RefSeq and is a predicted model, not a curated record. The coding region runs from base 24 to 956 and encodes 310 amino acids.